This is a messenger RNA of Thelazia callipaeda (thelaziosis nematode), 216 nucleotides long. The record is from the annotation of a GenBank genome assembly. NCBI's taxonomy places the organism in Eukaryota, Metazoa, Nematoda, Chromadorea, Rhabditida, Thelaziidae.
AUGAAAAAGAUAGUAGACGAUAUAUUCGGGGAGCACGGUGCAUUUUGGCAAAACCUUACGGGACCAUUUUGGAAUACAGUUAAUGCAUAUGGACCCGAGAGCGAUCCACUAAAACCAACUGUGUCCUCAGAACCACAAAAAGAAGCAGAAAAACCUCUGACGCAACUUCCGGAACCAAUGCCUCUCCCACAACUACCGUCUUUUUGUAAACCGUAA